AAAUACACAUUUUUCACUUGUUAUCAAACCCAUACGCGACCAAUACACAUUUAAUUUAAAGAUUUGUUUUUCUUGAUAGCGUCAGAGCAUAUGUUUUUCUGCGCUAUUUGCUUGGAAGUACACGUCAGUUUAUUUCCUCAAAACGGAACAUUGUUUAUCACACACAUGCAAAUUGUGUGAGUUUUUUUUUGCGUAGAAGGAAAAGUGUAAUCUGAGUGUCAAAUGUGUAUCUAGUGGGUAGGAUUAUGAAAUUAUUUAAUAAAUUAAUACUCUACCGUUGGUGGCAUAAACAUAAAGAGAUGUGGAAAAUCCAAUGGAAACCAAGAAAUUCGUUUAUCUUCUACUUGAUCAUAUUCAUCAGUGGUGUAAUAUGUUCGUGUGUAGUGUUCAGUAUUUUAAGCUAUAAGGCAAACCGUGCAACUAGGCAUACGAUGACGUAUGAAAAUUACCUACAAGUUAGAGACGACUUCUCCGUUCGAGGUCCACUUUAUGAUGGCAUGGAUAGUGGUGGAGGAGUUAAUCGUGUGAAAAGAAGUAAAACCUCACGUGGGAAGAGCAAACCAGAAGAUCAACAAGAGGCGUUGAGCACACUUAAAGUUGCACUUGAAUUCAAAACAUUGGGAAAGGAUGACAAAGCACUUCGACUGUUUAAACAUGCCCUGGCAUUGGCACCGAAAAAUCCAGAAGUUUUAACCCAGUAUGGUGAAUAUUUAGAGCACAACCGGCGGGACAUUUUAUCGGCGGACCUAAUGUACUUUCAAGCACUAUCCGUGAACCCAGAACACAGUGCGGCUCUGGCUAAUCGUAUGAGGACCGCUACCAUUGUAGAAGAGUUGGAUCAGGAGAGGUUGAAUCGAUUAGAUGCGAAAAGAGAUGCUCUGUCCGGCAUACAUGAAUCGAAUGCCGCGUUGAGACGGGCAAAGAAAGAGGCGUACUUCCAGAAUAUUUAUCAUUCGGUUGGCAUUGAAGGAAAUACCAUGACGCUAGCCCAGACGAGAUCAAUUCUAGAGACACGAAUGGCUAUUAGCGGAAAAUCGAUCGACGAACAUAAUGAAAUUUUGGGCCUUGAUGCUGCCAUGAAAUUCAUCAAUGCCAGCUUAGUCAACCGGAAUGAUGGCAUUACGAUGAAGGACAUCUUGGAGGUUCACAAGCGUGUGUUAGGACAUGUGGAUCCGGUAGAAGGAGGCGAAUUUCGACGAACGCAAGUGUAUGUGGGUGGGCACAUACCGCCUGGACCAGGCGAUUUAGCGGUUUUGAUGAGCAGUUUCGAGGAAUGGUUGAAUUCGGAUCGGGCAUUGUCAAUGCAUCCAGUGAAAUAUGCAGCGCUAGCACAUUACAAACUGGUGCAUAUUCACCCGUUUACCGAUGGUAACGGACGUACGUCAAGGUUACUAAUGAACACAAUUCUGAUGAGAUACGGCUAUCCACCCGUAAUAAUACCCAAGCAAUGGCGACACAAAUACUACGAUUUUUUACAAUUAGCCAACGAAGGUGAUGUACGCCCGUUCGUACGAUUUGUUGCCGAUUGCACCGAUAAAACGCUGGAUCUAUUUUUAUGGGCUACGAGCGAAUUGUCGCAUCAAAUACCUCUAUUAUCGCAGAAUGAGUUCAGUCAUUCGACGAUAAUUGAAGAUAUUGACGAAGAACCGGAAACCGGAAGUGAUACAACCAUGAACGAUGAAUACCUAAGAUUUUAAGAUUAUUUUAUGUGAAAAUUGUACAGUUUUUACGCACAACCAUUCGAAUCUGUGAUCAAUUGUCUACCUGUCAAUUUUUAGUGUGAACAAUGUGUAAGUAGAGUCAGAAAAUCUAAUUUAUUUAUUCAAUCCAAUUGUAACGAUUGUUUGUUAAUUAAAUUAAUUUAGUUUUUUUGUUCAAU
This is a messenger RNA of Bradysia coprophila, 1879 nucleotides long. RefSeq names its product FIC domain protein adenylyltransferase (gene Fic). Lineage: Eukaryota; Metazoa; Arthropoda; Insecta; Diptera; Sciaridae. The record is from RefSeq and is a predicted model, not a curated record. Gene Ontology annotation, molecular function: protein binding.